AUGCGCCCGUUAUCGCAUCCAGCGCGACGCUCUCGAGAUCGCCGAGAACGCAAGGUAUGUAGCGAGGCCCUCGCCGUCGACGGGCGCUGUGAGCGAUGCCAGCCGCCAUCCCGGAAGGCGGCGUGCCUCGCACUAUCAGGACGUCGGCAGCGCGUGCACGGCCAUCGAGAUCCGAUUGAUGGGUCUCUUGGGCUUUCCUUGGCGUCGAUAUAUGAGAGGAGCUUGGGGUCGGCGUCGAAGUGGUUUUGGAUACCUUCAGGUGUUGCCGGAGCGAGGAGGGUGCCCUUGAGUGUGGAGCUUGGAGGAGGCGAUGGAUUUGAUGAUUUGGAUGUUUUGUUAGAAAAGCAUUGCAAGAUCGUCUUAAGAUCAAACCUUGUUUUAGGUAUCACUUUGCUUGGCAACUUGGAUGAGAGUGUUGAAGUCAAAGAUGGUGAAUCUUCUGGGCUUCUUGGGGGCUUGUACAACUACAUUGGCAGCAUAUUCUUUUUAAUACGAGUCAUGUACUCUUGUUACUGCAUCGGUCCAUGUGGGCAGACCUUCAAGCACAGAAUUUUUGAGCAGACUGUGCAAGAAGACCAAGCUGUUAUAUAUGAAGACUGGAAAGAAUAUAUUGAGCCCCUUAUUCAUUCUGGACCUUUGGAACUUGAUCCAAAGUUUUUUGGUGUUGAUCAGUACUUCUCUGCCAAGUCUUUAGUGGCAUCUCGUUCCUUUCAAAUAGAUGAUUAUCAUGGCUAUGGAAUGGUGCCUUUAGCUGAUCUCUUCAAUCACAAGACAGGAGCAGAGAAUGUUCAUUUUACCUCUGAAUCUUUACCUUCUGAUUCAGAUGAGGAAGAUGAUGCAGUCGUCACUGAUACAUCUGGCUAUGAUCAAUCACUGAAUGCUGAUUUAAAUAAUAACUCUGCAGGUGAUACUCCUGUAGCUCAACAAGGUUAUAAUCAUGACCCUGCCUCUCGAGAGCAUUCAGAUGGUGACCCCGAUACUCUAGAAAUGAUUAUUGUCAGGGAUGUUGAAGCAGGCACUGAGGUUUUCAACACUUAUGGCUUAAUGGGCAAUGCUGCUUUGCUUCAUAGAUACGGAUUCACAGAACCCGACAACCCCUUUGACAUAGUCAACAUUGAUCUAAGUUUGGUAUUGGAAUGGAGUUCAUCCACAUUCUCAAAUCGUCACAGUAGAAUGAGAUUGUCAUUGUGGAGAAAACUAAAGUUCUCACCUUGCGCAAGCCAGGACUCUGAGUACUUUGAAGUUUCAUAUGAUGGGGAACCGCAAAUCGAACUCAUAGUUCUUCUCUACAUCAUUAUUUUACCAGAUGAUACAUACGAGAAGCUAAGUUAUUUGAUUGAUUCUUUUAAAGAUGGCGAUGAAAUUUCAAAGAUCACCAAGUUGACCCAGAUCACGACAAGCGAGUGCAGUAAAAAAUCAGAUGAAGUUAAAGAGUUAUUAUUAAACAGGAGUGUUUGCAUUGCGCUCUUGUCCCUUGCCGAUAGAAGGGAAAGUCUCUACGGUUCAAAUUCUGUGGAGGACGACUUGAACAAGCUUAAAACAUGCUGUUCUCUAAAUGAAAGAAAAUUCUAUCAUUCUCUGACGUUGCGCGUUAGUGAAAGAACUAUACUUGCAAAGCUAAGAGCUUAUGCUUCCAGAUCUUUGAAAAGUAUGAAGAGGAAACGUUGAUGCUGCUAAAACUUGGUGAAGAAAUGGAUCAAACUUGUGCUUCCCAUUUUAUUGGAAUUCUUUUGCUGAAUGCCAAACUGCUACGCUAACUGUAUGCCCAUUCUCUCUUCUUGGUACUUUUAAUGGCUUCAUUUUGAUGUACUUCUUUUCA
Messenger RNA from Dioscorea cayenensis subsp. rotundata (Guinea yam), 1819 nucleotides. Its product is annotated as N-lysine methyltransferase setd6-like. Gene Ontology annotation, biological process: peptidyl-lysine monomethylation. The transcript has 8 exons. Gene Ontology annotation, cellular component: nucleus. The record is from RefSeq and is a predicted model, not a curated record. Gene Ontology annotation, molecular function: protein-lysine N-methyltransferase activity; protein binding. Lineage: Eukaryota; Viridiplantae; Streptophyta; Magnoliopsida; Dioscoreales; Dioscoreaceae. Bases 1 to 1668 code for a protein of 555 amino acids.